Molecule: messenger RNA, 201 nt
Organism: Prunus armeniaca (apricot)
Lineage: Eukaryota; Viridiplantae; Streptophyta; Magnoliopsida; Rosales; Rosaceae
Source: the annotation of a GenBank genome assembly
AUGGGGAAAGGGGGCGAGAAGGGGCACAGGUCAGGGAGGAGGGGAAUGGGUAUGGGUGGGUUGCGGUGGGGAAGCGGGGAAAGCGGAGAAGAAAUCGGGGGAAGGGGGUGGGAGGAGGGGGGAGGUGUCCGUUGGUGGUGGUCAUGGGGAAUGGUGAAGAGAAUGGGGGCAUGGUUUUGGGUCAAGAGGUCCCAAAUUUAG